AUGGCGGCCCCAGCAAGCGCAUCACUCUCAGCGCCGGCCCAGCAGAUAGCUGAGCGAGCGACGUCCGAUGAGCCUACAACAUCAGUCGAACUGAACACUUUGUCACCACAUCAGCCAUCACCAACAGAGCCUGCCACAACCUCCUCCCUACCGCCGCCCACCACAUCCGCCACUCCUGCCGCGCCGAGCGAGCAACAACUCCCAGCGCCUUCUCCAGACCCACAAACAACAGCCACAUCACCCACCGACCCAGCAGUCACGUCCGCAGCUCCCACAUCUCGACCCCAUGCCGCCCCCCGCGCUGAAACAGAGGCGAUAGGCCCCUCCACCGACACGCCCACCCCCGCGGCAGACCCCUCAGGCGGCCCCGCCGUCAUCAUCACGCUGCUAGUUACGGCGGGCACGAAGCACCCGUACAGAGUGGAUGCGAAGUACCUCAGGAAAAGAGGGGUUGAGGUCGAAGGGAUGGAUCCAUUCAACGUGAGCGUUUACCAGCUCAAGGAGCUUAUAUUGCGAGACUGGCGGGAAGAAUGGGAGUCCCGGCCAAGCUCGCCAAAUGCGAUAAGGCUUAUUCACUUUGGGCGGUAUUUGGAGGAUAACGCGUAUCUAAAAGAUUGCCGCUUCAACCCUAGUUCUCCCAACGUCGUCCACAUGACCGUCAAGCCCCCCGAGCUCGCCGACGACGAAGACGCCCACGCCUCCAAAGCGCAAAAGGGCUCGCGGACGCGGAGCGACAGAGGUGAUGACGAGCGGACGGCUGGGUGUAGGUGUGUCAUUCUCUGA
Coniosporium apollinis CBS 100218 is the source of this 783-nucleotide messenger RNA. RefSeq lists its product as uncharacterized. Gene Ontology annotation, molecular function: protein binding. NCBI's taxonomy places the organism in Eukaryota, Fungi, Ascomycota, Dothideomycetes. The record is from RefSeq and is a predicted model, not a curated record. The transcript is spliced from 2 exons. Bases 1 to 783 code for a protein of 260 amino acids.